ACAUCAAGGUUUCCCAGCCAUGACUAACCCUUUUUCCCGGAUUGUGAAGCCGCUGGAUGCCAGCCAGCCUGAGAAGAAAUUCUUUAGUUUGAACCAUUUGGACGACCCGAGAUAUGAACGCUUGCCAUUUUCUAUCAGAGUCUUGCUGGAGGCCGCAGUCCGCAACUGUGACGGGUUUCUCGUGAAAAAGGAUGAUGUUGAAAACAUUUUGAAUUGGAAUGCCAUGCAGCACAAAGCCAUUGAAGUGCCCUUUAAGCCCUCCCGGGUUAUCCUGCAAGAUUUCACAGGUGUCCCUGCAGUGGUUGAUUUUGCUGCUAUGCGUGAUGCUGUGAAGAUACUAGGUGGAGAUCCAGAGAAAAUCAACCCUAUCUGUCCCGCUGAUUUAGUCAUUGACCAUUCCAUCCAGGUUGAUUUCAACAGGAGGCCAGACAGUUUACAGAAGAAUCAAGAUCUGGAGUUUGAAAGGAACAAAGAAAGAUUUGAGUUCUUAAAGUGGGGAUCCCAAGCCUUCCAGAACAUGAGGAUUAUUCCCCCAGGCUCUGGGAUUGUCCAUCAAGUGAACUUAGAGUACUUGGCCAGAGUGGUCUUUGAUCAGAAGGGAUAUUACUAUCCGGACAGUGUAGUGGGCACUGAUUCCCAUACCACCAUGAUUAAUGGCUUGGGAGUGCUCGGCUGGGGGGUUGGUGGCAUAGAAGCAGAAGCAGUGAUGCUGGGCCAGCCAAUCAGCAUGGUGCUUCCUGAAGUGAUUGGCUACAAAUUGACAGGAAAUCCUCAACCGCUUGUCACAUCCACAGACAUUGUGCUCACCGUUACCAAGAAUCUACGCCAGGUGGGGGUUGUGGGUAAAUUUGUCGAAUUCUUUGGGCCUGGGGUCACUCACUUGUCCAUUGCCGAUCGAGCCACCAUUUCCAACAUGUGCCCAGAGUAUGGAGCAACUGCAGCCUUCUUCCCUGUUGAUGAAGUUAGCAUCCAGUACCUGGUUCAGACAGGCCGCGAUGAAGAAAAGAUUAAGUAUAUAAGAAAAUACCUUCAGGCUGCAGGAAUGUUUAGAGAUUUUAGUAAUACAUCACAGGACCCAGAUUUUACCCAGAUUGUGGAGUUGGAUUUGCAGACCGUCAUGCCUUGCUGCAGCGGCCCAAAGAGGCCCCAGGACAAAGUGGAGGUCUCUGAGAUGAAGAAGGAUUUUGAGACCUGCUUAGGAGCCAAGCAAGGUUUUAAAGGCUUCCAAAUUGCCCCCGAGCAUCACAGCAACCGUGUGAAAUUUGUUUACAAUGACAAGGAGUUUGAACUGGCGCAUGGAUCAGUUGUGAUUGCUGCCAUUACCAGCUGUACCAACACUAGUAAUCCAUCUGUAAUGCUAGGCGCAGGAUUGCUUGCAAAAAAAGCUGUGGAGGCUGGCCUGACUGUGAAGCCAUACGUUAAAACUAGCCUUUCUCCCGGAAGUGGGGUGGUCACUUACUAUCUGAGAGAAAGCGGAGUGAUGCCUUACCUUGCUCAACUAGGGUUUGAUGUGGUGGGUUAUGGAUGCAUGACCUGCAUUGGCAACAGUGGACCUCUGCCAGAAUCUGUUGUUGAAGCCAUUACUCAGGGAGAUCUUGUAGCUGUGGGUAUACUGUCUGGAAACAGGAACUUUGAAGGCCGGGUCCAUCCAAAUACUCGUGCCAACUACCUGGCCUCACCACCUUUGGUAAUAGCCUAUGCCAUUGCAGGGACUAUAAGAAUUGACUUUGAGAAGGAACCCCUAGGUGUCAAUGCAGAAGGGAAGAAGGUCUUUCUAAAAGACAUUUGGCCCUUGAGAGAGGAGAUCCAAGCUGUAGAGCGCCAGUAUGUCAUUCCAGGGAUGUUUAAAGAAGUCUACCAGAAAAUAGAGACAGUAAAUAAGUCAUGGAAUGCUUUGGAGGUUCCAUCAGACACCCUGUAUGCUUGGAAUCCAAAAUCCACAUAUAUUAAAUCUCCUCCAUUUUUUGAAAAGCUGACUUUGGAGCUUCAGUCUCCUGAAUCUGUAGUUGAUGCCUACGUCCUCCUAAAUCUUGGAGAUUCUGUGACCACAGAUCACAUAUCUCCAGCAGGGAAUAUAGCAAGGAACAGUCCAGCUGCCCGUUACUUAACCAACAGAGGAUUAACCCCUAGAGAGUUCAAUUCAUAUGGUUCACGACGGGGCAAUGAUGCUGUUAUGGCAAGAGGAACAUUUGCAAACAUACGUCUCUUGAACAAAUUUCUCAGCAAACAGGCACCCCAAACCAUACAUUUCCCUUCAGGAGAAACUCUCGAUGUGUUUGAUGCUUCAGAAAGGUACCAACAAGCAGGCCACUCACUCAUCGUGCUGGCUGGGAAGGAAUACGGUUCCGGAAGCUCCCGGGACUGGGCAGCAAAGGGGCCUUUUCUGCUGGGCAUCAAAGCAGUCCUUGCAGAGAGUUAUGAGCGUAUUCAUCGCAGUAAUCUGGUAGGAAUGGGAGUGAUUCCACUGCAGUAUUUGCCGGGCGAGGAUGCCGAGAGUCUAGGGCUGACGGGUUGGGAACGUUACACGAUCAUCAUUCCUGAAGAGCUGGUGCCUAGAAUGAAUGUACAAAUCAAACUAGAUACAGGGAAAACCUUCCAAGCGGUCAUGAGGUUUGACACCGACGUGGAACUCACUUAUUUUCAGAAUGGAGGCAUCUUGAACUAUAUGAUUCGCAAAAUGGCAUCCUAGUCCCAUCUGCGACUGAGCCAGUGUCCAAUUAUGAUGAAAC
This is a messenger RNA of Euleptes europaea (tarantolino), 2729 nucleotides long. RefSeq names its product aconitase 1 (gene ACO1). Bases 20 to 2689 code for a protein of 889 amino acids. Gene Ontology annotation, molecular function: 3 iron, 4 sulfur cluster binding; 4 iron, 4 sulfur cluster binding; aconitate hydratase activity. The transcript has 20 exons. Gene Ontology annotation, biological process: citrate metabolic process; tricarboxylic acid cycle. Gene Ontology annotation, cellular component: cytosol; mitochondrion. The record is from RefSeq and is a predicted model, not a curated record. Lineage: Eukaryota; Metazoa; Chordata; Lepidosauria; Squamata; Sphaerodactylidae.